This is a messenger RNA of Somion occarium, 2467 nucleotides long. NCBI's taxonomy places the organism in Eukaryota, Fungi, Basidiomycota, Agaricomycetes, Polyporales, Cerrenaceae. The record is from the annotation of a GenBank genome assembly.
GUCAGAGCGGUCCAGCAGGACAGUGUAAGACCAGUCACCACACACGCUUGCUCUGGGCAGCGACCCAACCUACGUUUCUUUUCUUCUAUAGACUUACUCUACUCCCUCUUUUCGUAGAGUCUCUAUCUAGACGACUAUACCCUUGCUAUACCCGUUAAUUCUGCCUUGCGUCACAGUCUGAGACUCUACUCUCGGACUGCUACUCUGGCAUAGACUUAGACGUUAGACUCUAGAGAGCGUCACGAUGUUUCCCCUUCGGUUUCCACCUAUUUUCUCGAGCGUACAUUGCGACUCCGAUGAAGGAACGACCGUUUCGCGUGCGGCUUCUGCCAUCAAGACGGUAAAGAGUGCAAUGUCCGUUCCGGAGAACGAGUUGAGACGAUGGAGGCGACUGUUUGACUCGAACGCUCAGACAGUUGUGAAUGGCGAAAAAUAUCUGAACACAGACCAAUUCGUCAAUGCGAUCGCGCCCAAGGGUGACUUGACCAAAAUAGGUCGCUCUCAGUUCGCGACCUUAUUUCGCGUUGCGGAUUCAUCCAAACGAGGGCUGGUCUCAUGGGAUGACUUUGUUGUGUUCGAGACUAUCUUGAAAAGACCAGAUGCAGACUACUGGAUAGCCUUCCAAUAUUUCGACGUAGAUGAUUCAGGUACUAUUACUCAUGACGAGUUCAAGAACGUCUUCAAAGCAAACAUUGGGCCCGAUGCCAUUCCUUUUGAUUUCGACUGCGACUGGAUCAAGUUGUACCUUGGAAAGAAGAAAGGAACACACGUUUUGGGUUAUAAUGAAUUCACGCAGCUAAUGAAGGGCCUACAAGGCGAACGUCUUCGUCAGGCUUUCAAAUACUUUGACUCGGAUCAGGAUGGUUUCAUUAAGCCAGACCAGUUCAAGCGGAUCAUUUUGGAACUUGCAGGACACAAACUUUCACAAGCAGUUAUUGACAGGCUACCAACGCUAUGUACCUUGACACCUGGAGGUCGGAUAUCAUACUCUGAGGUUAUUGCCUUCCACAACGUGAUCCGAGAAAUGGACAUGGUGGAACGAAUUAUUCGGGAAGCCACUGCCAAGUCAAAAGAUGGACGUAUAGAUCAAUCGGACUUCAUAAACCACUGUGUCUCCAGUACCCGAUACUCUCUUUUCACGCCGAUGGAAGCAUCCAUCAUUUUCCACUUUGCUGGCCGUGGCAGUCCAUCGCAGCGACUCGCCUUAAUCGACUUUGCCCAACUCCUCGAUCCUCGAUGGCAAGCACCUGCGGAGCAGAUCGCUGAGAAGACAUCUACGUCUGUCUCAAUAUUGCAUCACAUCGCACAUUCAGCAUAUAACUUCUGUCUCGGAGGUGCUGCUGGCGCAUUUGGAGCCACGAUCGUUUACCCUAUUGAUCUUGUCAAGACCCGUAUGCAAAACCAAAGGAGUACAGUUGUUGGCCAGCUAUUGUACAAGAAUAGCUUUGACUGCAUCCGCAAGGUCUUCCGUAAUGAAGGCUUCAUUGGUUUCUACCGAGGACUUGGACCUCAACUUAUCGGUGUCGCUCCUGAGAAGGCCAUCAAAUUAACUGUUAACGAUUUUGUGCGUUCUCGAACGAUGGAUCCCGAAACAGGUCGAAUUAAGUUGUCCUGGGAAUUAGUUGCAGGCGGUACAGCGGGAGGAUGCCAAGUGAUCUUCACCAAUCCGCUUGAAAUUGUGAAAAUUCGAUUGCAGAUGCAGGGUGAGGCAGCGAAGCUCGAGGGAGCUGUUCCUAAAGGCGCCGUUCACAUCGUUCGCCAAUUGGGUCUCUUCGGUCUUUACAAGGGUGCAAGUGCCUGUCUGUUGCGCGAUAUCCCCUUCUCAGCCAUCUAUUUUCCGGCAUAUUGGCAUCUCAAGAGAGACAUCUUCAAUGAAGGGUAUAAUGGAAAGCAGCUAUCAUUCCUUGAGACCCUGGCAGCUGCUGCCAUAGCUGGUAUGCCUGCCGCCUACUUCACGACACCGGCAGAUGUUGUCAAAACUCGUCUACAAACCGAAGCGAGAACUGGACAGACUCACUAUAAAGGCAUGGGAGAUGCAUUUGCGAAGAUCUAUCGGGAGGAAGGUUUUAGAGCUUUUUUCAAGGGAGGCCCUGCUCGUAUUGUUCGAAGCAGCCCGCAGUUUGGCUUCACGCUGGUCGCGUAUGAAUACCUACACAAGUUCUUGCCUGUGAGUAAAAAGAGUCUAUGUGUUGCCCGCUUCGUUACUGAUGAAAGGUCUCGGGUUCGAUGCGUGCCGGCAGUACCCAUUCCAGGACAAGCCCAGGGAAGUGGAAACGGCACUCACCUCGCAACCAGAAGAUAUGUCGAAGAUACAUGCCCGAAAUGCCCUCAAGAUCCUUCUGGAUGUUCAUGGAGAUUUUGGGCGUCGGUCAUAGUAAUCUGGGGGUUCUUUGUAGCGUACGGAUGGAAUAUUAUUAUCUAUUAUGCUCUGGAUGGGUGAAAUAUACUGGGUUUGCUUGGGGCAGAG